Messenger RNA from Ixodes scapularis (black-legged tick), 1455 nucleotides. It is a transcript of the gene Chd64, whose product is annotated as myophilin. The transcript is spliced from 4 exons. NCBI's taxonomy places the organism in Eukaryota, Metazoa, Arthropoda, Arachnida, Ixodida, Ixodidae. Bases 258 to 830 code for a protein of 190 amino acids. Gene Ontology annotation, molecular function: protein binding. The record is from RefSeq and is a predicted model, not a curated record.
AGUUUUCUCUUCCUCUUUCAGAGUGUUUUUUUUUUUUUUUACCCUCUCUCGCGCUGUUUGCUUGCUCGUUCGCCCGCCGUUUUUCCACUGCCUGUCAUACGCCGGCGUAGCAGCGCGUCAAGUUUGUAGUCCGCGAGAAAGCCCAUUUUUGAUUUCCGUUUCGAUUUCGCGGCGGUUUUAUUUUGGGCCCUCCGCUCAGUUUACUCGCGUCGUUGUUGUUUGUCAAUCGUCGAAACAAGCCUCUGGAAUAUUAGAAAAUGGCCGAAAACAGGGCGACGAAAUCUGGACUGGCUGCGGAAGCUCACAACAAGAUCCAGUCCAAGUAUGACCCCGAGCUGGCCGGCGAGUUGCUCAAAUGGGUGAAGGACGUCACUGGGGCGGACAUCAGUACGUCUGGGGACAUGGACAACUUUUACGAGACCCUCAAAAACGGCGUGCUGCUCUGCCAGUUGAUCAACUCCAUCAAGCCAGACAGCAUCCCGGAGAAGAAGAUCAACCAGACGAAGAUGGCCUUCAAGUGCAUGGAGAACAUCAACCUGUUCCUGCAGCAUGCCAGGGACAUGGGCGUCCCAGCACAGGAAACCUUCCAGACUGUUGACCUCUGGGAGAAGCAGAACCUGCUCUCAGUCUCCAUCUGCCUCCAGUCCCUGGCUCGAAAGGCGCCCAAGUUCGGAGUGAAAGGCAUGGGGCCGAAGGAGGCCGAAGCCAACGUGCGCAACUUCUCGGAAGAACAGCUCAAGGCUGGCCAGAACGUCAUCAGCCUGCAGUACGGGUCCAACAAGGGAGCUAACCAGAGCGGCAUCAACUUCGGCAACACCCGCCACAUGUGAAGCCCCCGCCCGUAGCGCCGCCAAAAACAAAUUGCCGUCGCUCCGCAAACCUCUGCCAAAUACACUCCUCGCAACAGAUGCUCCCCCUGGAGACCGGGGGAAGCUAUUUAUUUUUUACCUAAAGUUUUCGAGACGGAAGUGUUUGCAUAUGCGCGAGGGAAAAGAAGUUUCAUAAGAGUCCCUCCGCUCUUUCCUGCCUUUCAGGGCAGGCCAAGGUUCCUUUUUGCUUUUUGUUUCUUUUUCCGAAAGGUGUUUCCCCGGUGUUUUUACACUCCCGACGUCACAAACGUUUGUCGAGUCAAGUCGUUGGGUAACUAAUGGGUGUGGAUCGGAAGGAAAGAUGAAAGCUGUGGUGCAAUAUGCCUUCUAAUAUGCCAAUACUUCCCACUGUUGUAUGGAAUGCUGCCUUUAUUCUCAGUUUUGUUUGUUCCCAUCGAAGUUCUUCUAGGAAGUGCCAUGAAUUUUUCCCGAAACAUGGUGUAUUAUAACUCCUGUUCCAUUUAUGAAAAAAAAAAAAAAAAAAAAAAAAUUAUUAUUCUCAUAUGAAAAGACUGAAAAGUCAAUGUUGGAAAUGUGCAUUCCAUUGUAUUGGAACUUUUAUUAAAAUCUAGUGCUUUGUUUUAAA